UCCUUCCCUCUUACCCUCCCCUUUCCCCUCCCUGCUCCUGAACCUGCGGCUCCGCCUAGGAGCGGCGGGCGGGACAAGAGUCCACCCGGUCCCUGCGGCGGCCACGGGGCCUGGUGGCUCAGUCCUUGGCGGUAGCGACAUGCGGCUCCUGUUCCUGGCGGUGCUGCGGCCACACACCGGCAACGCGGUCACGGCCGAGCGCCUACGGGACCACCUAGAAGCCGCAGGCCACAUGUGCAUUCUGAGAGAUGCCUUUGACUUUGAAAGCCCAUCUGAAAUUGCCAAGCUCAUCGCAGCAGAGAACCUGGAAGCAGCCCUCGCCCUUCACCUCUACAGAGGAGGCAGACUUCUGCAAGGUCAUGGCAUUCCUUUCGGGGUCAUCUUUGGUGGAACUGAUUUAAACGAAGAUGCCAAUCAUAAAGACAAAAAUGAAGUCAUGGGGAAAGUUCUGGAGGAAGCCAGGUUUGCCGUGGCUUUCACAGAGGCGAUGAAGGGCACAGCACAGGCGCAGUGGCCACAUGCUACUGGGAAGAUCUUUGUCCAGAGUCAAGGAAUUGCAACGAUACCAAAUACCAACUUUAACUGGAACACCUUCCUCCAGCAAUCAGAGAUUGACCAAAAUGCAGACAACCUAUAUGUGUUCCUGGUAAUAUGCGGACUCAGGCCUGUAAAGGAUCCUCUGUACUUGGUAGACGCGUUCUCAGAAUGGCAUCAAGAAGAGCCCAAUGUUUACAUGGUGAUUGUAGGUCCCGAGGUAGAUCCGGCAUUUACAAGGGAAGUGAAAGACCGGGUGAGGAGGGCUGCAGGGGUGCGGCUGAUCCGAGAGAUGUGCCAGGAAGAUCUGCACGCAGUGGUGAAGAGCUGCUUCGCACUGGUCAACAGCUCAGUCUCCGAGGGCAUGUCGGCCGCCAUCUUGGAGGCCAUGGAUUUAGAAGUUCCUGUGCUGGCCCGGAACAUCCCUGGGAACUCGGCUGUGGUGGAGCAUGGAGUCACAGGACUGCUGUUUUCCAAUCCUCAGGAGUUCAUUCAGUUGGCAAAGAGACUGGUUAGUGAUCCUGCACUGGAGAAGGAAAUCGUGACCAAUGGAAGGGAGUAUGUGAGGACACACCAUUCCUGGCAGGUGGAAAGAGACACCUACCAGCGGCUCAUCCGGAAGCUGGAGGCCAGCUCGGAGGAUUAAAUGACGGAAGUCUCUGCUUACCACAUCUGUCCCAACAACCAUCCGGUGCUCAGCUCUGGGAAGAUGCCAAAAGAUGGGACUUAGUCCUGGACCACUGGAAUCCUGGAGUCCCCAGGAACUUAUCCACCCCCAACUCUCCUGCGUGGCAGACACAGUCUCCAAAGUGCUUACAGCUCCGUUCUGGAUGGGCUUAUAGCUCACUCCUGAAAGUCCUUAGGACUCAGUCCCCAAAAGUGUUUGCAGCUCAGUGCCUUCAGGGUGUGCUCUGACUAUCCUUACCUGUUCCCGAAGAAGAAACAGAAAGGCCAGGACUGUCAACAAUGUGGAACUGGCAGCAUUUUUGAUAAGAUCUUGACCUGCGGCCCAUCACAGGGUUCUGGUGGGCAUGUGGGGGCUCAGGCAGCGGCUGGCAUGCUUAUUAAAGCCCUGGAGAGGCUGUGAA
This is a messenger RNA of Onychomys torridus (southern grasshopper mouse), 1622 nucleotides long. It is a transcript of the gene Glt1d1, whose product is annotated as glycosyltransferase 1 domain containing 1. Bases 140 to 1180 code for a protein of 346 amino acids. NCBI's taxonomy places the organism in Eukaryota, Metazoa, Chordata, Mammalia, Rodentia, Cricetidae. The transcript is spliced from 12 exons. The record is from RefSeq and is a predicted model, not a curated record. Gene Ontology annotation, molecular function: glycosyltransferase activity.